GAGGGACCCCUGGUUGGGGAACGCGGAUGGGGACCCUCUGCAGCACCAAUACCUGGUGUUUACAUUGUACUGGUGGAUCCCAGGUGCUGUAUUGGGUGGUCACCCACCCUCAUCCCCCCCAAUUCAGCUACAUUUGGGGCCGGAUCUUCCCUACAGCUGCAGGCAAAAUAGGGUUUGAAUAAUUGCACCAUUUCAUCCCACAGGAUUCCAAAAUGAUUCACAAACUGUACAUGGGCCUCUGGCCUGCCUCUGACAUGCAUCCACCUCUGGAGAAGGAGGUAGUAGCUAUUUAACACAACAGUCUCCAUCAAGAAGUGGAUAUGCAACAUCCAUUAAUAUUGCACUGCCAUAGAGGAUUUUAAGUCAGUCUGCAAAAUUGGGAAAGUUUUAUCCCUAUUUUAUAGAUAGGGAAACUGAGGUCCAUAUUAAGGAGUUUAACGAAGGUCACAAAUUUGUGGCAGAGCUGGAAGUAGAAACCAGAUCUCCUAACUCAUGGUUCCCUAGACAACACUGCUUCUCUUUAAAAUGUAUAUUCAGAACAAUUGCAUGAUAAAAGGAAAAUACAUCCACAAGUCUAGUCACCUUCUGGAGUCUUUCCAUUAAAGUUGUGUUGCAAAUGCUGUUACUGGAAAACACAAACCUGCACUUGGGUUAUGUGCUAAAGCAAGCUGUAGCGUUCAGGGCCUUUACUAUAGAAAUAUUGUACUUUUCCCUAGGGAGCCAGCCAUCUCUUAUGCCCUAUGCAAACUAUUGCCAUAACAUAUUAUAGGUGAUUUAUGAACUCCAUGUUUGAUAUACAGGCUUCCUAUAAAGCUAGGAUCAUAUUAGAAGGGAAAAAAAUGACCAAAGAGUCACUAAAGCGAGACCUUCAACUGGGAUACUGAUCACUGGGGUAAUGUUGGUCAAUUUUCAGGUCUACCCAUCUCUAUAGUACCAUUAAAAUCAGAAUUGCAUAAUUUAAACUGUAACACAAACAUAGUAGAAGAUGUCCUUUAAUGAGCUUUGUUUUAGGAACACGUUAAAAGACCAGUCUUGCCAGUGUCUGGGAUUUCCUCCCAAAUUUUCAAGUCUCAGUACAGAUAAGGUGUUAGGUGAUCAUGGCUGCAGGAGUGAUGAAGAUUUUAAUGCAGUUCUGGAAGAGAUUCAGAAAGAAGUGCAAAGAAGACAGCAAUUAGAUCAUCAGUCCAUGGCAAGAAAAGCCAUAAUUUCACAAUGUUACAAACCAAAGCAUCCAGAAGUAUACGUUCUACAGGAUUCAUUUCUGGCUCCAGAGUUUUUAGAGACAGUUAAGUACUGCACAUCACAAGAUGCUGAUCUCCAAGGCCUCGUGCACCACAUUGAUUCUAUAUCAGAUAAGAGGAUAUAUCGACUUCCAGUGUUCAAUGAGGAAUUCUGCCGAGUCUUCAUUGAAGAGCUGGAGAACUUCGAGCAAUCUGAGAUGCCCAAAGGCCGGCCAAACACUAUGAAUAACUAUGGGGUUCUGUUAAAUGAGCUUGGAUUGUAUGAAGCUUUCCUUACACCUCUGCGUGAAAAAUACCUGCAGCCCAUAACAUCUCUGCUUUACCCUGACUGUGGGGGAGGCUCCCUGGACAGCCACAAAGCAUUCGUUGUCAAGUACUCGCUACAUGAAGAUCUGGAUUUGAGCUCUCACUAUGACAAUGCAGAAGUCACGUUAAAUGUAUCCCUAGGAAAAGAAUUUACCGAGGGCAACUUGUAUUUUGGAGAGCUCCGACAGGCCUCAACACCAGUGCCAAUGUACGUGGAGAUUGAACAUGUGGUAUCCCAAGGCUUGCUACACCGAGGAGGGCAGAUUCAUGGGGCACUGCCUGUCACCUCCGGGGAGCGCUGGAACCUCAUUAUAUGGAUGAGAUCGUCUGCUGUCCGCAACCAGCUUUGCCCCAUGUGCAACAAGAAACCUGAAUUAGUGGAUGCUGAGGGGUUUGGAGAUGGGUUCACAAGAAGUCCUGAAGGUGACAUGCUGAAGACUGUGGAUUUAUGCUCUUUAAUAUAGGAGAUGGUAAGGAGUGAAUUCUCCAUUCUGAGCUGACUAAAACGGAGCUCCAAGCCCCAAGCCAGCAGAAACAAGCACAGUAUCCCUUUGACAGAAACAUGUCAGGUCAACAAAUAGCUUCUUAGAAGGCAACUCAAGAACUGUUCUCUUGGGGGGAGGGAAAACAGCUUUUUGAGCAGCAGCUGCCGUCUGGGGUCUACUGGAGUUGGUGUCUGGGGUAGACAAUGCCUGCACUCUGGGAAUUUUUUAUAAGCAUAUUUUGAAAAUGUAAGAAGGCUUAAGGUAUUGAUCUAUACCGUGAACUGCAGAGGUCAUCUGAGUACAAUCACACGUAUAGAAAACAGGCAGAAAGACUGCUUAGGUCUUAUACAAAGAGAGCUGUUCUGACAGCCACUGUUACUGGUUGAUGUAUAACGAUAGUAUAUUAUUGUAUAAUACUUUUAUGUCAGUCAGCGUCCAUUCACAAUUACCACUGCCCUCUUCUGGAUGCAAUAUCAAAUGGAUGGAAGGCAAGACCUGCUCAGAAUUUGACAGAGUUGUCCCCUAGGGGCGAAAACAAGCAACUUUGUGAUCAAGUUGCUUCCAAUGGCUGCGUCUUACAAGACGAGCAUAAACCCUGUUACUCUACAAGUGAGUGUAGUGAGUCACUUAUUGCCUUACAGUAUAGCCCCAGACUGAGAGCGCUAAAAAUCACUUUUUAAAGAUAUUGUGGAUUCCACAUACACAAGCAGAAAUCCGCUGUAGAGUCAAAGAUUUGGGGGACUGUUUGCAAUUUAUGACAACAGGUCUCUUGGGUAUAAGGAAAGAGCAUGCAGAAGUAGUCUAAACAUUUGUAAUCACCUUCCCUUAGGUAUGAGAAUAUCCUUCCAAGGUGGGCAGACAGAAUAAACUAUCUCCAAGGGAAGAGUGGACAUUCUAGUCUUACAUGACCAAUGUAAUCUUUUGAAUUCUUUGGCACGAAGAUCCCACUAUGAUGAGAGAGUGAGAUUAGAUAGUCACACACAUUGUCUGUCUCAGUGCCUGUUAGUCCAUGACAUUAAUUCAAAACUUCAAGUCACAGACUCUCAAAAUCUAGAAAACUGAUAUUCAAGAAGCCAAAAUAUCCUUUUGAUUUUGUUGCCUCAUACGACUCCCCAGAAAACUAGAUGUCUAUUAGCUACCCAUACCACUGACUUUACCGGAGGCUUCUUCAGGUCAUUCAUUUUAGCUCUGGUAAUUACUUGGUAUGAACUUUCUCAUUUGCAUAAUUAACAAUAUGAUGAAAGGCAGACUCUGAAUAUAACCACUGUAGUUUAUGAAGAAUGUUAAUUUUAAGCAUUCCCAAUAGAUCCUGGAGUGCUUUGGGCUUGACAUCUCAUUAGCGUAUGCUGCUGAUUAGUUUGCAUUUGAAAAACGCCUUCAAAUUGCAUUUUGAAAGUGAAAUGGCCAUUACACUUGUGCACAAAACCCCAGAAUCAGCACCAAAGGAUUUUGCUUCUGCUGUUUUCCAUAACAACAAAAUCAAUCACGGAAUCUUAAUUUCUUCAUCAGGAAAUGCUUGUUUCAUAUUUGCAUUUAAAUUAUACCAAGAAAAUUAAAUUAAUGAAAGAAAAAUGUGCCUGUCCAUAUGGCUGCUGCUGUCUGAGUACUAUUAUAGUGAAUUCAGAUUGUAAAUGACUGAUUGUAAAGAAAAGGCUCUGGGAUACACAAGAAUAAUCUCUCUCCUCUGUCGUCUAGGCAUUAAAGCAGGAGUGUGGGAGUUUCUGGCACUCACUCACUGAGUCAUUGUGGGUACAGCAACUCUGUGCCUCAGUUUCCCCAUGUGUAAAAUUAGGAUGAUAAUGUUCUUAUCUAACGUAUUCAAAGCUAAAUUCAUUAAUUCAAGUGAGGCACUUGCAUGUUCUCUGGAGGAGGAAAAUAAAUCAAAUCUCUGAUGAGCUUUUA
Dermochelys coriacea (leatherback sea turtle) is the source of this 3934-nucleotide messenger RNA. RefSeq names its product 2-oxoglutarate and iron dependent oxygenase domain containing 2 (gene OGFOD2). The record is from RefSeq and is a predicted model, not a curated record. Gene Ontology annotation, molecular function: L-ascorbic acid binding; oxidoreductase activity, acting on paired donors, with incorporation or reduction of molecular oxygen; iron ion binding. The transcript is spliced from 7 exons. NCBI's taxonomy places the organism in Eukaryota, Metazoa, Chordata, Testudines, Dermochelyidae. The coding region runs from base 986 to 2011 and encodes 341 amino acids.